This is a messenger RNA of Erpetoichthys calabaricus (reedfish), 2143 nucleotides long. Its product is annotated as caM kinase-like vesicle-associated protein. The record is from RefSeq and is a predicted model, not a curated record. Gene Ontology annotation, cellular component: intracellular anatomical structure. The coding region runs from base 44 to 1909 and encodes 621 amino acids. The transcript is spliced from 12 exons. Gene Ontology annotation, molecular function: calmodulin binding; ATP binding; calcium/calmodulin-dependent protein kinase activity. NCBI's taxonomy places the organism in Eukaryota, Metazoa, Chordata, Cladistia, Polypteriformes, Polypteridae. Gene Ontology annotation, biological process: peptidyl-serine phosphorylation.
UCUACUAUCACUUAGCACCACCAGGGACAAGGUAGCUUUCAUCAUGCCUUUUGGGUGCAUUGCCAUUCGAGAUGGACGCUCUUACAACAGCCUUUCAGAAAUCACUGAAAAGUAUGAAAUAGGACAAGUUCUUCGCACAAAGGAGUUCUGUGAAUUGUGCCUAGCAAAGGAACGGCAGACGGAGAAAGUGUUUGUGUGUAAGAAGUUCCUGAAGAGAGAUGGACGGAAAGUGCGAAAGGCUGCCAAAAAUGAAAUCAUGAUCCUGAAAAUGGUCAGUCAUCCGAACAUUCUCCAGCUAAUUGAUACAUUUGAAACCAAAAAAGAAUACUACAUCAUACAAGAGCUUGCCAGUGGAGGGGAUGUGUUUGAUUGGAUCCUUGAUCAAGGGAACUACACAGAGCGAGAUGCUUCAAAUGUGAUCCGUCAGGUUCUGGAAGCAGUAGCUUAUCUUCACUCUUUGCACAUUGUUCACAGAAAUCUUAAGCUGGAGAAUCUUAUGUAUUACAACCACAACAAUCACAACAAGGUUGUUCUACGUGAUUUCUACCUGUCCUGCUUCGAGAAUGGCUCAAUCACAGAGCCCUGUGGCACACCAGAAUACCUAGCUCCAGAGGUGGUUGCAAGGCAUAGAUACGGCAGGCCAGUGGAUUGCUGGGCAGUUGGAGUCAUUAUGUAUAUCCUUCUUUCUGGAAAUCCUCCUUUCUAUGAUGAGACAGAAGAGGAAAAUACAGACCUGCACAACCGUAUCAUCUUUUGCAAGAUUGUCUCAGGAGAAUUUGAAUUUGACUCUCCAUACUGGGAUGACAUUUCCCCAGCAGCCAAGGAGCUGGUUUGUCGCCUUAUGGAAGUGGACCCUAUGUUGAGGAUUACUGCACAAGAUGCUUUAUGGCAUGAAUGGAUUGCAGGAAAUGGAGCUUUGGAAAAAAAUCUGAAGGCUGGAGUUUGUGCUCAAUUUGAGAAAAACUUUGCCAAAGCAAAAUGGAGGCCUUUGGGAAUUGUUACCAUUGUCUACACUGUUUUGGUGUGCAUGACCUAUCCUGUUGAAUUUCAGGGUACCCAAAAAGCAGCCCAGCUGAAAAAAAGAGCAGAUACCUCAAGCUCACAGCAAACUAGUCCUCGAAAAAGCACUGCUGUUUUGGAUCAAGCUAAUGAAAAGACUUUGGUGUCAGCAGAUCAGAAUGGAAAAAAUAAAGCUAUUAUCAAAGAAUCUAAUGAAAAGAAAACAACCAUAUAUCAGGAUAAGAAAGCUGUUCCUUUAAAGAAAAGCACUGAGAAUAUAAUACCAGCUUUACCAGAUGAACAUGAGCACAAAAAGGUGAUUCUCCUAGACAGUGUGACAGAAGUCAAGCCCCAACUGUCUCCUCUAUCCAGCCACAGCGGUCGGAAAUUGCCUGGGGUCUCUGAGCAGAGCAAGCGCAGGAUGGCUGCUGUUCUGGAUCAAGACCUUGAGAGGAAAUCUGACCGACAAAGACCUAGUUUUCAAGAGCAAAGAAAGAGACAAGAUCUUCCAGGUUAUGAUGAGAGAGACAACAUAGAGAGUAUUGCUGAUCAAGGGGAGUGGAGAAUGGACAGAGUCAUUGAACAAAUUGAGAAACAGAUGGCAGCAGUAUUGGAGAAAAUAGAAGGAGAAAUUCCAUGCCUGCUAGAGCAGAUUGGGGAAAAGGGAGACCCUACUGUCCUGGAAUACAAGGAAACACAUAUAGUGGCAGCACUAGAUCAAAGCAGAUCUGUUCUGGAACAAAAUGAGGGCAGUUACAAUCAAAAGGGAGCCGCCAGGUUCUCCAAACCAAGCCUCCCAGUACUAAGAAUUCUCUCAAAAGAUGUGCAGUCAGAAGAGACCUGCAUUGAGGUUGAGGAUGAUACUGACACAGAAAAGGUGAAGGAGAGCAUGUCCCUCGAUAAAAUCUAAGCUCAAAGAUAAUGAAACUCCUUAUUUUCCUUUCAUUUUUCCUUAUUUCCUAAAAAAUAAUACUGUAAUUAUGCUUUCUGUCUAAAACCUUCCAGUAAAACAAGGAAAAAUAAACAUCCAAAAGUUGCUAAUUUCUUCUGCUUGAAACUGUUAUAGGAAUCGGCUAAUUUUUACGUAAAGAAUUAGUCCUCAGUUAGGCAUACUUUCAUAACCUUUCUCUAAGGCAUUCAAUAC